AUGUCCGCUCCUGGAUCCCCAAGACUUGUCGACUCUUUUACCGCUCCAAAGGAGAUUCUUCAGGAGUUCGCUGAUCUCGCCGAAGAAGAAAAUGUCGACCCAUUUGCAGAGACUGCCUCUAAGCGUCAAAUUGCUCAGAGACAGUCUGACUACCACAACCGCAGAUUCAGCCGCGUGGCACAGGAGAGUGCUGAUGCAUUUAGGGCCGUAGAGGAGGGAACAGAUGUAGAGGGUGGUUACAAAGAUGCUAUGAGACUAGCGAGGCUUGAGCAGGAGGAAGUCAGAGUGAAGCGAGCUAUCGAGGAAAAGGAGAGGCAGGAUAGGGAAGAGGGAAAACUGAAGAUGGAUUUGGACAGAACUCCCCCUGCCGCAGAGCUCGAAGAUGUUGCAAAGGAACUCGCUGCUGCAAAGGAGCUCGCGGCUGCCAGGGAUGUGUCGUUAGGGUCGAAGCGGAAGCGCAGGUGGGAUGUACCCGAGCACAGUGACGAGAAUGCAGACCCAAACCAAAUUGAUACAGGUGAAUGGUCAAAGGAGGCUCUUGAAGCCUCCGCCCCCAAGAAGCGCCGCUCUCGUUGGGAUGCGACUCCCGUAGAUGCUACCAUGGGUGAGACUCCGAAGCGCUCACGAUGGGACCAGACGCCCGUCGCAGUUGACACCCCAAUGACUCAAAUCAUUAUGAAUGCUCCUGGAUUCAUGCAAGAGGACAAGCACAAUCGCUAUCUUACGGAUGAAGAACUAGAAGCUGUCCUUCCUGCAUCUGGCUAUACCAUCGUCACCCCUCCUCCUGGGUAUGCACCAAUGGUAGCCCCUCGGAAAUUGAUGGCCACUCCCGUCACCGAGGUUGGAUUCCAUAUACAAGAAUCAUCGGAUGCUGCCGCAGUAGCAGCAGCAGCAGGAUUAGCUCCCGAACUGCCUACUGAAAUCCCGGGUGUCGGUAAUCUUGCAUUUUUCAAGGCGGAGGAUGCGCAAUAUUUCGCCAAAAUAUUGAAAGAGGAGGAUGAAACAGAGUUGUCGGUAGAAGAAAUGAAGGAACGCAAGAUCAUGCGUUUACUUCUCAAAAUUAAAAACGGCACACCUCCGGUUCGAAAGACCGCUCUUCGACAAAUCACGGAUAAGGCUCGCGAGUUCGGUGCAGGGCCACUUUUCGACAAAAUUCUUCCACUACUUAUGGAACGAACGCUCGAGGAUCAAGAACGUCAUCUUCUCGUCAAAGUUAUCGAUCGUGUACUUUAUAAACUGGAUGAUCUCGUGCGGCCUUACGUUCACAAGAUUCUCGUGGUUAUCGAGCCUCUUCUCAUUGAUGAAGAUUACUACGCUCGUGUCGAAGGUCGAGAAAUCAUUUCUAAUCUGUCCAAAGCUGCCGGCCUUGCCCACAUGAUAUCCACCAUGCGUCCCGAUAUUGAUCAUGCCGACGAGUAUGUUCGUAAUACCACUGCACGUGCGUUUUCAGUCGUCGCUUCAGCUCUUGGCAUUCCAUCUUUGCUUCCUUUCUUGAAAGCUGUUUGUCGUAGUAAAAAGUCAUGGCAGGCACGUCACACAGGAAUCCGUAUCGUGCAACAGAUAGCGAUCAUGAUGGGCUGCGCAGUCCUGCCUCACCUGCGAAAUUUGGUGAACUGCAUUGCACACGGAUUAGCUGAUGAACAACAGAAAGUACGCACAAUGACUGCCUUGGGUCUUGCUGCGUUGGCAGAGGCUGCAGCACCAUACGGUAUCGAAUCAUUCGACGAAGUCCUGAAACCACUGUGGCUUGGUAUCCGGCUACACCGUGGAAAGGGUCUAGCGGCAUUCUUGAAGGCUAUUGGUUUCAUCAUCCCCCUGAUGGAUCCAGAGUACGCGUCUUAUUACACGAAGGAAGUGACAGUUAUUCUUAUCCGUGAAUUCCAAACCUCGGAUGAAGAGAUGAAGAAGAUUGUGCUCAAGGUAGUGAAACAGUGUGCCGCUACGGAGGGUGUUACGCCGCAGUACAUCAAACAGGAUAUCUUGCCUGAUUUCUUCAAGGCGUUCUGGGUCAGACGUAUGGCUCUUGACAGGAGGAAUUAUCGUCAAGUAGUCGAGACGACGGUCGAGCUUGCGCAAAAGUCGGGUGUUUCGGAGAUUGUAGGAAGGAUUGUUAACGAGCUCAAAGAUGAAGCGGAGCCAUAUCGUAAGAUGGUGAUGGAAACCAUUACAAAAGUUGUCGCAACUCUUGGUUCCUCUGACAUCGAUGAGAGAUUGGAGGUCAGGCUAGUAGACGGUAUCAUUUACUCCUUUCAGGAGCAGACCACGGAGGAUCAGGUUAUGCUUGACGGUUUUGGAACGGUCGUCAAUGCUCUGGGUAUUCGAGUGAAACCCUACCUCACACAAAUCGUGUCAACCAUUCUCUGGCGUUUAAACAACAAGAGUGCCAAAGUUCGUCAACAAGCUGCAGACUUGACAACUCGUCUCGCUGUCGUCAUCAAACAAUGCGGUGAAGAUCAACUCCUCAGCAAGCUCGGUUUAGUCCUGUUCGAACAACUUGGAGAAGAGUACCCCGACACACUCGGUAGUAUUAUUGCUGCUGAGGGAGCUAUCGCUAAUGUUGUUGGUAUGACGCAGAUGAAUCCGCCGGUCAAAGAUCUAUUGCCUCGCAUGACCCCUAUUCUCCGUAAUCGACAUGAGAAGGUGCAAGAGGCGUCUAUCAAUUUAAUCGGUCGUAUUGCUGAUCGUGGUGCGGAAUUCGUCCCUGCGCGAGAAUGGAUGCGUAUCUGUUUCGAGUUGCUCGAUCUUCUCAAGGCACACAAGAAGGGCAUUAGGCGAGCUGCUGUCAACUCUUUCGGUUACAUUGCCAAGAGUUUAGGUCCCCAAGAUGUACUUUCAGUUCUGCUCACUAACCUGCGCGUACAAGAACGUCAGAGCCGAGUGUGUAGUACUGUUGCUAUUGCAAUUGUCGCAGAAACUUGUGGACCGUUCACAUGUAUACCAGCGAUCUUGAACGAGUACCGAACUGCAGAGCUUAAUGUUCGCACUGGUUGUUUGAAAGCGCUAUCAUUUGUCUUUGAGUAUGUUGGACCCCAAUCCGCAUAUUAUUGUGAUUCGGUGGUUACAAUGCUUGAAGAUGCGCUCACCGAUCGUGAUCUUGUGCAUCGACAGACAGCUAGCACCAUUGUUAAACAUCUUGCUCUGGGUGUCGCUGGACUGGGCUGCGAGGAUUCAAUGAUGCACUUGAUGAAUCUUGUUUGGCCCAAUUGUUUCGAGACGUCUCCCCAUGUCAUCGGUGCAGUUAUGGAUGCUAUUGAGGCGAUGAGGGUUACACUUGGCCCUGGAGUGCUGCUGAGUUACGUAUUGCAAGGAUUAUUCCAUCCGGCUAGGAAGGUCCGCGAGGUCUAUUGGCGUAUCUAUAAUGCGCUAUAUUUGGGUGCAUCGGAUGCUAUGGUUCCAUUCUACCCCGAUCUCAGCGAGCUGAGUGAAGGACAGAAUGUAUACGACCGACACCCUUUGCAAAUUUUCAUCUAG
Messenger RNA from Serpula lacrymans var. lacrymans S7.9, 3471 nucleotides. RefSeq lists its product as uncharacterized. NCBI's taxonomy places the organism in Eukaryota, Fungi, Basidiomycota, Agaricomycetes, Boletales, Serpulaceae. The record is from RefSeq and is a predicted model, not a curated record. Gene Ontology annotation, biological process: spliceosomal complex assembly. Gene Ontology annotation, molecular function: mRNA binding. The transcript has 5 exons. Gene Ontology annotation, cellular component: U12-type spliceosomal complex; U2 snRNP; U2-type prespliceosome. Bases 1 to 3471 code for a protein of 1156 amino acids.